UGAAAUAUAGGCCUAAUGCUGUUGUCAGUGAUGUCAUCAUGAUAUUAAUUCCUGGAAGACGCAAGGUCGCUAUUGGAAAGGAACGACAGUCUGAUUCUACCCACAGAUCUGUGGGUUUACCUACCUCUAUGAAUCCACUCAUCUUGGGAACAGAAGUUCCGGAUGAAAGUGAAACAAAACUGAAAGUGAAACCAGUAAAUACUGUGCCUCGUGCGUUGCGUCGCAGUGUCAACGUUUUUGAACGCAACGCAAUAUGCGGGAGAAGUAGGGCUUACGAUAGUACCGCACCAGCCCAAACCUCGGAAUCGUCUGUGCUGCCCGGAGGUAACGCGACGUCACGAUGUUUUGUCUGGGCAGCCAGAGCGAGAAGAAGGCCCAGCGAGCAGCAAAAAGAAGGAGCAAGGAGAUCGACAAGCAACUGCAGAAGGACAGAAGGCUUUUCAAGGCGACACACCGGCUACUGCUGAUGGGUCCUGAGGAGUCGGGGAAGAGCACCAUUGUGAAAAAUCUCCGGAUUCUAUAUGGGGACGGCUUCAAUGAAGAGGAGAAGAAGCAGAUGGUUCAACACAUCAGAAGUAACAUCAAAGAGGCCAUAAGGACCAUAGUGAGACAUAUGAGCAAAUUAGUGCCCCCUGUGCCUGUGGCCAGUCCUGACAACCAGAGUCACAUAGAGUACAUCUCCAGCCUGCCUUGGGAGGAGGACUUUGACUUUACACCUGAGUUCUAUGAGCACACCAAGUGCCUGUGGCAGGAUUCGGGGGUUCGCGCCUGUUUCGACCGCUCCAACGAGUACCGGUGGAACCAGCUGAUCGACUGUGCACAGCAUUUCCUUGACAGGAUCGACAUUGUGAAGCAGAAUGACUACACACCCACAGACCAGGAUCUUCUGAGAUGCAGAGCUCGCACUUCUGGAAUCAAUGAGAUGGGAUUCCAAGUAGACGAAGUCUGGUUUUGUACUUACGAUGUGGAUAUGAAUGAUCCCUGGAGGAAAUGGAUCUCAUUCUCUGAUUGUGAGUACAAGUGUGGGUGUGUGUGUGUGUGUGUGUGUACAGGGUUGUCUGGUGGUCCGCCAUCUACAGCUCGAUUGGCAAAUCUAGAGGCUAUCAUAUUCGUGGUGGAUAGUAGCAGUUAUGACAUGGUCAUUCGUGAAGACAACCAGACCAACAGCCUACAGGAAGCUCUGGACCUCUUUAGGAGCAUCUGGAACAACAGGUGGCUUCGGACCUACUCAGUGAUUCUCUUCCUGAAUAAACAGGACCUGCUGGCUGAAAAAGUUUUGGCGGGAAAAUCGCGCAUAGAGGAUUACUUCCCAGAGUUCUCAAGAUAUAUUACACCCGACGAUGUGGCCCCAGAGCCAGGAGAGGAUCCGCGCGUCACAAGGGCUAAAUACUUCAUCCGUGAUGAGUUCCUGAGGAUCUCCACUGCGUCUGGUGAUGGUCGCCACUACUGCUAUCCCAUCUUCACGUGUGCGGUGGACACUGAGAAUAUCCGACACGUCUUCUGGGAUUGCAGAGACAUUAUACCGCGCAUGCACUUGCGCCAGUACGAGCUGCUGUGAUGCACACACACACACACACACACACACACCUAAGGCCUUACAAACUGCUGCAUGAGUGCUGAAAGUAGCCGUGCAAUUUGGUGCUCCAGCACCCCCUAGUGAGUUGCAAUUUGCACGUGUAAAAAAUAUCACGGCGGACACAUA
Messenger RNA from Engraulis encrasicolus (European anchovy), 1702 nucleotides. Its product is annotated as guanine nucleotide-binding protein G(s) subunit alpha-like. Gene Ontology annotation, biological process: adenylate cyclase-activating dopamine receptor signaling pathway; sensory perception of chemical stimulus. Gene Ontology annotation, cellular component: heterotrimeric G-protein complex. Bases 341 to 1558 code for a protein of 405 amino acids. Lineage: Eukaryota; Metazoa; Chordata; Actinopteri; Clupeiformes; Engraulidae. The record is from RefSeq and is a predicted model, not a curated record. Gene Ontology annotation, molecular function: GTP binding; D1 dopamine receptor binding; mu-type opioid receptor binding. The transcript has 13 exons.